Lactuca saligna is the source of this 573-nucleotide messenger RNA. Lineage: Eukaryota; Viridiplantae; Streptophyta; Magnoliopsida; Asterales; Asteraceae. The record is from the annotation of a GenBank genome assembly.
AUGCCAAACGGACUGCCCGAACAUGGCAUUUGGACGAGUAGGUAUCCUUACAUCUCACCAGGACUCAUCAAUAUGAACAUCACCAUAGCAGUUGACAGUCUCCCGUACCAAAUCACAAUCAUGGAGGACAUAUUCGAAUCUUCCAGACUAAGUCCAGUUCCGGCAAGAAACAACUUCGAAUUCUAUCCUAGCACUCUAUGGAACGUUAAUGACGACGAUUUAGGAUCCGUCGGCGAAGAUGUAGACGAUAUCAGAGAUUAUGAAAUCGACGCAGAUGGAGACAUUGACGGCAUACCCAUUCCGGCGGCUUCGGCGGAACUCCAUGCUUACCAGGCAGAAGGGGAAUCGACACCUCAAUCGCCACAAACGGUAGUGGAAGAGUCCUUCCCACACACUAUCCAUCCUCGUAAAUCACAAGGAUUGCAGAUACCGAGGCCAGCUACUCAUAACCAACCAAGCGACGAAUCACCAUCCCAUAGGGUAUCAAACAAUAUAAUGAACAUGAAAAUAAGUAGUGGAUCCCAACCUAAUUCUAAUCUCAUUUCUCGUCCUCUAUCCCCAAAUCAACCAUAA